Molecule: messenger RNA, 3796 nt
Organism: Numida meleagris (helmeted guineafowl)
Lineage: Eukaryota; Metazoa; Chordata; Aves; Galliformes; Numididae
Gene: GPCPD1
Product: glycerophosphocholine phosphodiesterase 1
Exons: 20
Coding region: 172-2208 (678 amino acids)
Biological process (GO): glycerophospholipid catabolic process
Molecular function (GO): starch binding; glycerophosphocholine phosphodiesterase activity
Source: RefSeq, a predicted model, not a curated record
GCCGCCCCACCCCCUCCCCCGCGCCCCGCGCUGUCAGGCAGCCCUGGGCAGCGGCGGUGGCAGGAGGAGGGGCAGGGAGCGCGGGCGGCGAACGUACAAAGAGGGUGGAGAGCCUGGAGCGGCGCCUGGGUCAGGAGAUUUCAACUUUCCUAAGACAAAAAUUCUGCAAAUAUGACCUCAUCUCAAGUCACUUUUGAAGUGAGAGGACCAUCAGUACCAGGAGAGGUUUUUGCAAUAUGUGGGAGUUGCAGUGCUUUGGGAAGUUGGAAUCCACAAGCUGCAGUGGUCCUCCGGACUGAUGACUGUGAAUUAUGGAAAGCUUCUAUAGAGCUUCCCAGAGGAGUUCCUGUUAAGUAUCGAUAUUUUAAAGGGUACUUCUUAGAACCUAAGACUAUCGAUGGUCCCUGCGAAGUCAUAGUUCACACGUGGGAGACUCAUCUACAACCACGAUCAAUUACCCCUUUAGAAAAUGAAAUGACCAUUGACGAUGGAUACUUUGGAAUUCAUAAUGGUAUUGAAACUGUGGAUGCUGGGUGGCUGACCUGUCAAACAGAAAUACGAUUACGUCUGCAUUAUUCUGAGAAGUCCCCUGUAAUGAUAUCAAAGAAGAAAUUCAAAACAUCAAGGUUUAGAGUGAAGUUGACUCUAGAAGGCCUGGAGAAAGAUGAUGAUGAUGAAGAGGGCCAAGAAAAAACAUCCCCUACUGUUCCUCAGAAAAUGGCAAACACUGUGGAGUUCUCCUUAAUAAGCAACAACGAAUAUAAAUGCCGACACUCUCAGCCAGACUGUGGUUAUGCUUUGCAGUCAGAUCGAUGGCUAGAAUACACUAUACAAACCAUGGAGCCUGAUAACUUGGAAUUAAUCUUUGAUUUUUUUGAGGAAGAUUUAAGUGAGAAAGUAGUGCAAGAUGAUGAGCACCCAGGUCAUGUAGGUUCUGCCUGCCUCCUGUCAUCCACAAUUGCGGAAUCUGGGAAGAGUGCUGGAAUUCUUACACUUGCUAUUAUGGGCAGAAAUCCAAGGAAGACUAUUGGAAAAGUCAGAGUGGACUACAUAAUAAUUAAGCCAAUCCAGGGAUAUACUUGUGAUAUGAAGGCCUCAUAUGCAAAAUACUGGAAACCAAGAACAACUCUCGAUGUUGGACACAGGGGAGCUGGAAACUCUACAACAACAGCUAAACUUGCUAAAGUUCAAGAGAACACUAUAGCUUCUCUGAGGAAUGCUGCUAGUCAUGGAGCAGCGUAUGUGGAAUUUGACGUACAUCUUUCUAAAGAUCAUGUGCCUAUUGUAUACCACGAUCUGACUUGCUGCAUGGCCAUGAAGAAGAAACUGGAUACAGAGCCUUUGGAGUUGUUUGAGAUUGCAGUUAAAGAGCUCACAUUUGAUCAGCUGCAGUUGUUGAAGCUGGCUCAUGUGACUGCCUUGAAAGUAAAAGAUCACAAUGCAUCCUUUAAAGAAGAAGAAAACUCUGCUUAUGAGACUCAGCCAUUUCCUUCUCUGCAGAGAGUUCUAGAGUCAGUUUCUGAAGAUGUUGGGUUCAACAUAGAAAUAAAAUGGAUCUGCCAACAAAAGGAUGGACAGUGGGAUGGCAACUUGUCAGCUUACUUUGAUAUGAACCUCUUUUUAGAUAUUAUUCUGAAAACUGUUCUGAUGAAUGCUGGAAGGAGGAGAAUUGUUUUUUCUUCUUUUAAUGCAGAUAUUUGUACCAUGGUUCGACACAAGCAAAAUAAGUAUCCCGUGUUAUUUCUCACCCAAGGAGAAUCUAAGCUCUAUCCUGAACUCAUGGAUCUUAGAUCUCGUACAACUCCAAUUGCCAUUACUUUUGCACAGUUUGAAAACUUGCUGGGAGUUAACGUGCACUCUGAAGACCUGCUGAGGAAUCCCUCUUAUAUUAAAAGAGCCAUAUCUAAAGGCUUAGUUAUUUUCUCAUGGGGUGAUGAUGCAAAUGACCCCGAUAACAGGAAGAAGUUGAGAGAAUACGGUGUUCAUGGGCUAAUAUACGACAGGAUAUACGACUCAAAUCCCGAACAACCAAAUAUAUUCCAGGUAGAGCAGCUGGAACGUCUCAAGAAGGAAUUACCAGAGUUGAAAAGCUGCGUGUGUCCCACCGUUAGCCACUUCAAGUCUAUAUCUCCAUGUAAAUGUCAUCAUAGUUGCUUGGAAGAGAAAGCUGUAGAUAACUUGCAGAGCGUUCAAAUGCAAAAGGACUGACUCCAGGCAGAAUGCUGGUUUGGAUCUGUUUAAUUUUGACCAUUGAAACAGUGCUGUCCAUGCCUUCAUGCUUGUUUGUUUAUUUUAAGUUUCCCAAAUAGCAAUAACUGUGUUCCUCCCUCCUGACAGUACUUGCUCAAGUUGCAAACAAUGUUAAAGUAUUCAGCCAGCUGUAGCCGUUGUUCCAGUUUACAUAGUUUUAACUUUCCCAUAUCAAGUCUCAAAUUUUGAGUAUUAACACUAAGUGUAUUCUAAAAAUGAAUUAAGCACUCUAAGGAGUGGAAGCUCAAAAAUGACAUUGUAGAGAAAUUACAAUGAUCUGGUAAUGAAAAUGCUUUAAAAAAUAUAUUGAUUUGACUUCAGUACUGCAGCUUGUUAGCCUGUAUGUGACAACAGGAAAUGAAGAGUGGUCAUAAGACACAUAGAAUUAGAUCUGGCCUGAAUGAAUUGGUACCUCAUAUAUAUAUAUAUGCAUAUAUAUAUUGUAUGUAUUUGCACUGAAACAUCAACGUGUACAAAGCUUUGUGCCAUUUUAAAAACAUCUGUGUUUUUUUUAAAGUAAAUUGCGUUGCAUGUGAACUCACUUCUUCCCCCUGCAGUGGACGUUCAGGCUGCUGCCAUUGCUUCCUGAUUUGCCAACUGCGUGGUACGGUGUCUGCGUGCAGCAGUGGGGGUGAGCCACAGGUGUGACAUCUCUCAUUUAUCUCACACAAACCUGCUGAACUUCUUAGGAAUGUUGCUUAUAAUUUUAAUAUUAACAGAAUUACAGAAAUACCUUCAGUGGUUGAUAAUCUUUUGCACAGUAACCUUAAUAAACAAAAUAUGUACGAAUGCACAAACUCUAUAAAAUGCAUGCUUUAGUCAAUAAGCAUGGGAUUUAGGUGUUUGAGGACCUUGCAUCUUUACGGUGCUAGUUAUGUGUGAAGAGUGCAAGGACUCACUGAACUACUUCAUCUUUUUUGCCUAAAGCCACAAGCCUGUUAUUCACAAACAUUCGGAGGAGGAAAAACAAGAAGCUAUACCAUACAUGGUUUGUCUUUUUCAUAUUAUGGAAGCCACUAGCUUUUGUAUUUUGCAAUAUUUGAUUUAUUAUUACUACUUUUUUUUUUUAGAGCAAGAAUCACAAAUGUUCUGAAUUCAGAUAAUCUGUAUGCUGUUGGCUGAUACCUAUCCCUGUAAUUUAUUACAAAGUCAUAGUUUAGAAUUCUUAGUAGAUACACAUGCAUGUCCUUUUUCCUCCUGGAGUUGCAGGUCAUGCCAACACAACAGCUGUAACUUUCUACUGAAGUGUUAAUGUAUAGUAAGAAUGGAAAAUAUUUAUUUUUUUCCUCUUGUAAAUUGACAAUGAAAACAAUAGUGUGUACUAUAUUCUUUAUAUACAGUCAUUGCAACAUGAAACUGAUUGUACAGAGUAAAGCCAUUGCAAAUACGUGCUUGAGCUUGCACCUCUGAGCAGUUUGAAACAGCUUGUUUCAAUUUGCCUUGUGUAUUUUAGUAUUUAAAGUUUGUCCUGCACAAACAGCACAGUAAUGGCUAGAUACUUGGAAGCUGUCUUUUGUAUAUUAAAAAAUAAAUUAAAUCUACCUUC